AUGAAACCUCAGGGGGAUAUAACUAGGAGAAGAUGUUUUAAGUGCCAAGGUUUUGGGCAUGUGCAAGAUGAUUGUCCGAACCGAAAGGCUGUUAUGUUGGUUGAUGAAGAAGAUAAUUCCAAUCAUGAAGACAACCCACUAAUUGAGGAAGUUAAUGAGGAAGAUGAGGAUGUAUAUGUAGAACCUGAUGAAGGUGAUAUGCUUGUUUUUCAGAGUAUCUUAAAUAUUGAACAUGAAGAUGAAGAAUCAUUGCAACGAGAGGACCUGUUCCACACGAGGUGUACAUCACAUGGAAAGGUAUGCCCAGUGAUUAUUGAUGGUGGAAGUUGCACUAAUGUUGUUUCAAAAGAUAUAGUGACUAAAUUUAGUUUGGAGACUGAGAUCUAUAAAGACCAUAUUUGGUGUGAUGUGGUAAAGAUGGAUGCUUGCCAUUUAUUACUUGGAAGACCAUGGCAAUAUGAUAAGCGUGCUUUUCAUGAUAGAUACUGUAACACCUAUUCAUUCAUAAUUGAUGGACGUAAGAUUGUUUUGACGCCAUUGCACCCAAAAGAACUUUCAAAGAGGGCAAAGACCUUGUCUGAUAUGCUAAUGAACAGAUCACAAAUUAUUGGCCACAUCAAUAAAGGAGAGCCAUUGUACAUAGAAAUAUCCAUGGAAGACUCACAAGAUGAGGAGCAUGAGUUAGAUACACGAGCCAAGAAGUUACUUGCUAAGUUUGAUGAUAUGAUCUCUGAAGAUGUUUCGUUAGAACUUCCACCCAUGCACGAUAUUCAAUAUCAAAUUGACUUUAUACCCGGAGCAUCGUUUCCAAACAAAGAAACUUAUAUGAUGAAUCCUACACAACAAGAUAAACUCCAAAGGCAAGUCGAAGAGCUAUUGGAGAGGGGUUUAAUACUGGAGAGCCUUAGUCCCUAUGUCAUACCUGCUUUGCUUGUUCCUAAGAAAAAUGGUACUUGGAGGAUGCGUGUUGAAAGUCGAGCAAUCAACACGAUUACUAUCAAAUAUCUCUUCCCAAUCCCAAGCACUUUGGUUGCCCCUAUAACUGAGUGUUUGAAAGGAGACAUGUUCAAGUGGAAUGAAGAAGCUCAAAAGAGUUUUGAAUUGAUAAAGAAGAAGAUGACACAAGCUCCUAUCCUUCAGUUGCCUAACUUUGAUAUUUUAUUUGAAGUAGAAUGUGAUGCUUCGGGUGUUGUUGUUGAAGGAGUUCUUAGUAAGGAAGAUAAACCCGUGGCUUAUUUUAGCGAGAAGCUAUGUGGAUCUAAAUUGAAGUACUCCACCUAUGAAAAAGAGUUCUAUGCUAUUGUUCGCGUGUUGCAACAUUGGCGUCAUUAUUUAUUACCAAGAGAUUUUGUGCAAUAUUCUAAUCAUGAGGCACUAACGUAUCUUAGUUACCAACAAAAGCUCAACGCAAGGCAUGCAAAACGGGUAGAGUUCCUUCAUAAUUUUCAGUUCGUAAUCAAGCACAAGGCUAGAAACCUCAAUCAAGUGGCUGAUGCUCUUAGUAGAAGACCAUGUUUAUUUUAUAUGAUGCGAACUAAUGUAUAUGGAUUCGACCAUAUCAAGGAGCUUUAUGAAGAUGAUCUAGACUUUGGAUAUGUUUGGAAGAGAUGCUUGGACGGUCCAUAA
This is a messenger RNA of Nicotiana tabacum (common tobacco), 1626 nucleotides long. NCBI's taxonomy places the organism in Eukaryota, Viridiplantae, Streptophyta, Magnoliopsida, Solanales, Solanaceae. The record is from RefSeq and is a predicted model, not a curated record.